This is a messenger RNA of Pistacia vera, 2195 nucleotides long. RefSeq lists its product as uncharacterized. Gene Ontology annotation, molecular function: DNA-binding transcription factor activity; DNA binding. Lineage: Eukaryota; Viridiplantae; Streptophyta; Magnoliopsida; Sapindales; Anacardiaceae. The transcript is spliced from 12 exons. The record is from RefSeq and is a predicted model, not a curated record. The coding region runs from base 237 to 2195 and encodes 652 amino acids.
GUUUCUUCUCUUCUCAUGGUCAAUUGCGAAGUUGAUUACAAAAAUUAUGACAGUGAAAGCAAGCAACAGCUUCUUGUCCUACUUGCAAGUUACUGCUGCCUAUGGACAAGGUAAAUUAGGUUGUCUGAAUCGUCUCGGAAUUGGGAAAAUUUUUUGGGAAGAAGAAUACGCAAACACCCUUCCUCCUCCUCCUCAAUUUUAUGAUUCAUUCUGUAAAUUGAAGUAGCUAACAAUUCAUGUACCCAACAACAACACCAAAUAUGAUUCAAGGUCAAGAAGACAUGCAGAAUUAUCAUCACAACCAUCACCAUCAGAAUCCCAGAGGAACAGCUGGAGUAGACCCUUGUCUAGUCUUGACAGCUGAUCCCAAGCCCCGCCUCCGUUGGACGGCUGACCUUCACGACCGAUUUGUUGACGCCGUUACUCAGCUUGGUGGUCCCACUAAGGCUACACCGAAGGCCAUCAUGCGGACUAUGAAUGUCAAGGGACUGACUCUCUUCCAUUUGAAAAGUCAUCUACAGAAGUACAGACUGGGUAAGCAGGGGAAGGACAUGGUUGAUGUACCCAAAGAUGCUUCAUACCUUUUAGAAAGCCCUACAAGAAAUUCCUCUCCAAGCUUGCCAGCUUCUGAUAUGCAUGAGGGAUAUGAAGUCAAGGAGGCUUUAAGAGCACAAAUGGAAGUGCAAAGUAAAUUACAUCUGCAAGUUGAGGCUGAGAAGCACUUGCAGAUCCGCCAAGAUGCAGAACGGAGAUAUUUAGCCAUGCUUGAGAGAGCUUGUAAAAUGCUUGCAGAUCAAUUUAUUGGAGGUGCAGUAAUAGACUCCGAUCAAAAAAAAUGUCAAGGGUUGGGAAGUAAAAUUCCAAGAAAUUCCAAUCUUGAUCCAUUUGGCUUUUAUUCAUCACAAACUGCUGAUGUAGCCAAUAUGCAUGGGCCAGAAGAAGUGGCACCCAGUCUCUUUCCUCAGAGGGCUGAUUGUUCCACUGAAAGCUGUUUAACUUCACAUGACAGUUCUGGAGGAUUGACGCUUGAAGGAUCCACAGUUGGAGCAAAGAAAAAGAUGAUGAGCUUGGACUCAACAACGGCAUCUCUGCUUUGGGGUGAACUGAAAAUGGGAACUCAUGAGAUUAGUUUGACUCAAGUGAAUUCCCAUGGAAUCACUGGGUAUGAUGAAUAUCAAAUGUAUCAACCAAAGAGUGUUCCUAGUUCAAGUUUAGCCCGCAGCAACUCGUUAGUUCAUGGUCAGCAUUUAGACUGUGGUUCCAGCCAGAUGGACCCCAUGAAUGGAGGGAACAGUCUCAACAACAACCCUAGUCUUGCCUCAAAGCAACGAUUGCGUUGGACACAUGAACUUCACGAACGCUUUGUUGAUGCUGUUGCACAACUUGGUGGGCCAGAUCGGGCUACACCCAAAGGUGUUCUGAGAGUGAUGGGUGUUCAAGGUUUAACGAUAUACCAUGUCAAAAGCCAUUUACAGAAAUAUCGACUUGCAAAAUACCUUCCUGACUCGUCAUCUGAUGGGAAAAAAGCUGACAAGAAAGAAACGGGGGAUGUGCUUUCCAAUUUGGAUGGUUCAUCUGGGAUGCAAAUUACGGAGGCACUUAAGCUGCAGAUGGAGGUGCAAAAGCGACUGCAUGAACAACUGGAGGUGCAAAGACAGCUGCAGUUAAGGAUAGAAGCCCAGGGUAAGUACUUGAAGAAGAUAAUUGAAGAGCAGCAACGACUUAGUGGAGUUCUUUCAGACGUGCCUGGUACUGGUACUGGAGUCUCAGCCCCAGUAUCAGGUGACAAUGGCCCAGAAUCUGACAAGAAGACAGACCCGGCAACCCCUGCUCCAACUUCAGAAUCCCCGCUCCAGGACAAGGCUUCCAAGGAAUGUGCCCCAUCCAAGAGCCUUUCUGUUGACGAGUCUUUCUCAUCUCAGCAUGAGCCAUUGACCCCAGAUUCUGGCUGCAAUGGUGGUUCCCCAUCUGACAGCCCUAAAGGCAAGAGAUCAAUGAAGAAGCAACGAGUCGACAUGGGAACAGCAUAUUCUAAAGCAGAGAUGGUGCUUACACAUACGAUAUUGGAGUCGAGCUUAAGCUCCUCCUAUCAGCAGCCACACUCUCUUUUCCUGAAUAGUGAGCAGUUUGAUCCAUCAUCUGGUAUAUCAAUUGGGAAGGAAGAUCAUCUAGAGGUUUCUGGAAGUGACCUGUAA